This is a messenger RNA of Oncorhynchus nerka (sockeye salmon), 5508 nucleotides long. Its product is annotated as multiple epidermal growth factor-like domains protein 9. Gene Ontology annotation, biological process: tissue development; animal organ morphogenesis. The transcript has 6 exons. NCBI's taxonomy places the organism in Eukaryota, Metazoa, Chordata, Actinopteri, Salmoniformes, Salmonidae. The coding region runs from base 1135 to 2886 and encodes 583 amino acids. The record is from RefSeq and is a predicted model, not a curated record.
ACACUGUUUAAGAUGUGACCAACAAAAUAACAAGGGAAACAACAUGGGGGAAAUGAUCAAAUAUAAUGCUGUGACCUCAUUCCCUCCCCUGUGACAUUUCUCCAUUCUUCAUCAUUGAUCUUAAACUAUGAUGGAUUGGUGUAUAAAAGUUGACUAUGAUCUUACCCAGAAACGUUUUGUCACUACUCCUAAGUUGGGCUUUGCAUGGUCAAUCAAGGCUAAAUGCCUUUCUUCUGUCUAUGAGCCAUACAGCAUUUACUGCGAUAAGGCCUCUGCAAAAGUCAAGGCAUUUAUACUUCUUGCCUUUGCAUAGCAGAGCUGUUGUCAAGGAUGUGAGUUUGUGUUUAUACUGGACCUCCCGCCUCCACCUACCGUCAACCAAUCAUGUCAAUGCAGAGCUAUAUGGAGCCCUCCGCAUUGUUACAGUAUUUGGGCAGCGCACAACGAUGCAGUACCUGAGUUCAAAUUUUGCCUCUGCCAGCUUCUGGAGGCUCCGCAAUUGCCUCACAUCCUCCAUACGGCGCCUUCGACCACACUUUCCAAUCAAGCAUAAAUGGACUUUUAGGAGAAAUAUUUCCCAUAUAGAGUUUAGGAAGGAGUAGGUCCUGACCUUUGGUUACGCAGAGUCGUCACCAGAUGGUGCUCUAGGUUCGCGUGUAAUGGACACUUCCAAGUCAACUAUAUGUCAUGGAGUCAAUCAUCAAUAGGCUUUUAAUCUAUUUUGGCAAACUAAAUUAAUUUUUUACUAAAUCAACCAAAAUCCGCGUUAUUUAUUCAUGUGAAUUGAUUAACUACCAUGUUUUGCAGCAAAAAAAACUCAGUGUUCGCAGUCUCUCUAGGCCAGAGUAGACCACCCUGUGUUUAAAAAAUAAAAUUUGGGGAAACGUCUAGCUAGGCAUGUAAUAAAUUACAGAGACAUCUAAAAUGUACAACUCUUAACAGGGCUCUUUGCAUUGGUUGGAGCGCUUGUCAAUCAUAUUGCCCAUUGUCUCGUUGGUGCGACGCAUAGUAGAACUCGAUCUGGUUGUAAGCGCGAGAAAGCAGUUGUGGCAGCAGAACCAGUGAUGGGUGCACUGAUCUCAAGUGCUGUUUAGUUGGAAUUGUUCAAACUUUUACGUGGGGAGUUGAAAUAACAUGAAGUGUGAACUUGGAACUAUGUUAAGGUCAACGAUGUUGGAAUUACUUUUGUUUUCAUUGACAGCUGGGUUAUAUCGUGCUGCACCGCGCGCCUCCAACAACAAUGAACUGUCUGUAUCAAAGCAACCUGCCAUGUCCGAAAUCACACUCGGGCAGCUCGGCACUACCAUGCCAAAUUAUUUACCCGAGGACAAUGUGAGGUUGUCCACAAUUUCAGCGCUCUCCCCAGUUUCUACCGCUACCACAUCGGCAAACUGGAUUACAGGUAAAACCACUAAAUCUUCCCAAACAAACAAGUUGACCCGAACAGCAAAGACCACCAUAAGUGAGUCCAUAUUGGAGUCCUCAGUAAAAAACAAUGAUGGUACAGCUGACAUAACGCCGAUAAUUUACACAGGAAUAUUUCGAACUACAACACCAACUGCUUCGACAAUUUCUCCAUCGAGGACUCCCGAAACAAAGACACAUUCUUCGUCCACCUCUCUGCCUUUACCUGUCCCCACCACUGACACGCAACAAACUGAGUUCCUGUGUAACUGUAGCAGAGAGGGAUCUCUGGAUCUAGACCGCUGCGACCGCAGCACAGGGCAGUGUGUCUGCCUGUUGGGCUACAUGGGACUGCGGUGUGCUGACUGCCAGGAGGCCCACUUCAACAACGGCACCACCGGCUGCAUCCCCUGUAGCUGCGACUCCUACGGUGCUCUUGGACCCCUCUGCGACAGCUCUGGGAUGUGCGUGUGUAAGACAGGCGUAUACGGUGACAAGUGUGACGAUUGCCACCCAGGUUUCUUCCGGUUCAGCAGCACGGGUUGCCAGCCAUGCCAGUGCAAUAAUCACUCCAGCUACUGCCACCCACAAUCAGGCAUCUGCUUGAACUGCCAAGGGAACACCAAAGGACCCAGCUGUGAGGAAUGCAAGUAUAAUUUCUACCGGAGGCCCAGCGCUGCCCUUACUGAAGUCUGCGUCCCCUGCCCCUGCUCCAGCGUCACCUCUUCUGGCAGCUGCCACCUUGACCCCAGAGGACAAUCUGUGUGUGACCAGUGUAAGCCAGAGUACCAGGGGCCCCACUGUGACCAGUGCAGGGGUGGAUUCUACAAUGCGGACAGCAUCUGCCUUCCUUGCAACUGCAGCGGGAACGCCGACCCCGGGACCUCGCCCCGCAUCUGCAACCCUGAGACGGGUCACUGCCUGAGCUGCGUCAACAACACGUCGGGGAAACACUGCGAGCGUUGCGCUGAAGGAUACGUGGGUAGUGCCAUCAUCCACAGCUGCAAAGCUAUAGUCACUCCCACCCCUGAGCAGAACACGACAACAACCACCACCACCCUGACCCUGCGCUCCACCACCACUACCCCCUCUAGUGGCCACACUAUGACUUCCACCUCCAACGCCACCACCACAGCCUCCAGCACCACACCAGGUCUCCUUGCCAACACCACGGCCGCCAUCUCCGAGGUCUCCUGGACCCAGUUCAAUGUCAUCGUCCUCGCGGUGAUCAUCGUGGCAGUGGUGGUGCUGAUGGGCGUGGCGGGCGGUGUCUAUACCUACCGCGAGUACCGCAACCGCAAGCUGAACGCUCCGUUCUGGACCAUCGAACUUAAAGAGGAUAACAUCAGCAUCAGCAGCUACCACGACAGCCUGCCUAACAUGGGGGACGUGUCGGGCCUGCUGGAGGAAGAGGCCAGCAUGGAGGUGGCGCCCAACGGCCAGCUGGCGCUUAGCAGCCCCAUCAACAUGUACAAGGCGUGAUGAUGGGCCAUGGGCGGGGAUGCUUCUUCUUCUUUGGUGUUUUAACGGCGGUGUGCAAGCUAAUGUUUAUUGGUGUUACCGCAGCCUUCUGGACUAGUGUGGUAAAGACUCAUCCUCUGGGAAACUGUAUUCUGUCCCAUCUCUACCACACCCACCAACCCCACCCGUGGUGGUCACACCCACCAUGGAACUCUGACUGGGGGAGGAAGGUCUCUGACUGGGAGAGGCAAAGAUGGGGGGGAGGUUUAUCAUCCUGUCCUCAGGAUUUUAAUAAUAAAUGAUCUGCUUGUUGCAGUUACUAAAAUGAGGAGGAGCUGGAAGGAUGGACUAACUACAGAAUCAGAAAUCAAGUGACUUCUGAGUCACCCAGACUGGGAGAAAACAACCUGAGUUUGAAUGGUUCAGAAGGGCCUGGGAGUUUGAAUGGUUCAGAAGGGCCUGGGAGUUUGAAUGGUUCAGAAGGGCCUGGGAGUCUUUGUGCCCUUCAUGAUUCAACCUUUGAGCCACAGGGAACCACAUUGACCUAGGAAGAGAGUGAAGGUGAGCAUGUGGAGGUCCGUGAUGGCUGAGUGUCCAGCCAGGCCUAUGAAACCAGUUAACUGAAGCCCACUCUGAAACGCUGCAUCACACAAUCUAAAACAUACUGAAUAUUGACAGUAUGUGCACCUCUUCAAAUACACAUCCUCAAACACUAUGUUUGCACAUAGAGUACUGCACACACAUGCACAAGCACUAAAUAAAACACACACACAUGCAGACCUUGUACCAUAAUAAAACACAUACACACAAAAUAAAGAGAGCGUGUAUUGUCCUGGUUGGUUUCGAUGGAGGAUAACUUGCUUCAAAAUGGUUUAUUUACAUUGUAUAAUGAGAGAGAAAAUGGACAAAGUUUUGCAACGAUUAUGAUUCAUACAACACUGCUGUGGGGCCAUUUUGGUAUGUUUUGACACUAAAAUGAAACGAUUGCAGGGUUCUAGUACACUGUUAAGUCUAGGGCAUCUAUUUCACUUGGAGAAAACAAGAGGCUCCAAAUUUUAAACAAGUGUUUUUGUUUAUGUUAUUUGAUAAUUUAUUGCUUUCUGUUUUCCUCAAUAAGCUUUCUGCUAAUGUGUUGCACAGACAGAUUUUAGCCAUGCAGAUGCCAGAAGGCCCAUUACAGAAAAUGUAUUGGUUUACAGCUGAAACUAAAGUUAAGGCAGGAGAAGUUAUUUUCAUGGUUUCUUAUUUUAUUCAUAAUAAUAAUAAUAAUGAACUAGAUUUGUGUAGCAAGUGCUCAAAUGGUUUUACUAUUAUCCACUACUUCCACCUGGAUGAUGACGCUCGAGUUCAGUAGGCAUGAAACAGAAGAAAAAGAUUGAAACGUGGAGACACUACCAAGACAUGUUUUCGUUUUCUGUUUCAAAACAUUUUACUACCCGUGUUACCUACUGAACAUGACCCAGCUGUCACAGUGGACAGAUGAGGAAGUGCAUCAUACACAUUAAGAAUCAGGGGGGAGUAUGUGGGCAUGAUUGUCUGAGGGAAUUUAGCCAGGACAGCGGGGUUUAACAACACCCGUACUCUUGCUACUUUUUUGGAGCAUAGCUAGUAAUACUUAUGGAAAAUGAUGAAACCAUUUAGCGGUGAAUUCAAAAGCAUGCGAAAAUAGGGAGGGCAGAGCGCUUUCCCAAUUAUUUUGAAUGCAACGCAAACUGGUUUGAAUUAUGAGAUUUGGGAGAACUAUUGUCACCAUACCAGGUUUCUUUAAAAUUGUAAUUACCUAACAAUUCCCACAUGCACCGAGUGUACCAAACAUUAGGAACACCUUCCUAAUAUUGAGUUGAAAUCUCUUUAGCUCUCAGAACAGCCUCAUUUAUUCAGUGCAUAGACUCUACAAGGUGUCCAAAGCGUUCCACAGGGAUGCUGGCCCAUGUUGACUCCAAUGCUUUCCACAGUUAUGUCAAGUUGGCUGGUAGUGGAUCUCUGCUCUGAAUAGCUCGUUCCAUCUCAUCCCACAGAUGCUCAAUUGGAUUUAGAUCUGGUGACUGGACAGGCCACUGUUGUUUGUGGAACCAUUCCUGGACAAUCCUAGCCUUGUAGCAUGGGUCAUUUUCCUGCUGAAAAAAUCAAUUCGCAGAUGGAUACACUGCUGCCAUGAAGGGAUGCACUCAGUGUAUAUCAAAUGUCUAGUUUCAGUUAUCAAUAAUGGUUCUUACCUUCCUUCAAGCUGCUCAACGGAUCUGAAGCUCUGAACCCCCCCCCCCCAUUUCCCUGCAAUACAUUUCUCCCCAUCUUUCCACCUAGAGAUCAUGUGCUUUUACUCCCUCGGGUACUGUCCUGCUCAUUGUAAAUAUGAACAUGAUGUACAGAUUUGUUGUAAAUAAGAAGCUACUAUUGUAGAUAGGAGGGUGAAUUCUUUUCAGGACUGGGAAAUUCUGGGCCUCUUCUCUGGGUUGUUUUGACAUCCAGGCAUAUUAGGGGUAUUCUCAACUCUGAUCUCUUCCCAUUGAAACGACAUACCAACCUUAAUUCUUCCAUAGAAGCAUAGGUGCUGAAAUUUACCAGAUGCCUUUUCUGUCCGAUACACCUUGUACAUACCACAGCUAAUGUAACCUACCAAAAUUAAACUCUGUUUUUGUUUAA